Rubroshorea leprosula is the source of this 971-nucleotide messenger RNA. The record is from the annotation of a GenBank genome assembly. NCBI's taxonomy places the organism in Eukaryota, Viridiplantae, Streptophyta, Magnoliopsida, Malvales, Dipterocarpaceae.
CCCUCUCAAUCUCCAGCCAGAGCCACUGAGAGUUAGCAAAUAGAUCGAUCUCUCAAUCUUUUGUGUCGCUUCGCUCCGCACGGACUCUGAUUGAUACUGCAAGAAAUGGGGGUAUAUCUUAGCUCUCCUAAAACUGAAAAGUUCUCGGAGGAUGGUGAAAACAAUAAACUUCGAUAUGGAUCAUCCUCAAUGCAAGGAUGGCGUUCAACCAUGGAAGAUGCUCAUGCAGCUUAUCCAGAUCUGGAUGGUUCUACUUCAUUCUUUGGUGUUUAUGAUGGCCAUGGAGGAAAGAAAUUCAGUUCUUUUAUUUUCUUAUCUCUUUUAAAAUUUUUGUAUAUACAUUAUCUCCUCACAAUGUAUUGAACGUUUAGUUGUUGUGUUAUUACUUGUUUGCUUUGCCAGCUAGAAUUGCAUGAUCUAAAAGUAAUUUGUUAACUCUUUCUUUUCCUGAAAAAGUUGUAAACAAUACAUAUCUGCUGGCACUGCACCAAAUAUUUCAUAGCUUUUCCUUUUCUUGCUUAUGUAUUUUGCCUCAUCAAGGUCCAUAGGUAUAAUCAGCAAACAACUCAUUUUAUUUAUUUUUUGGUUAAAAUUAUCCUCUGCCUCUCAACCUGAAGGAACAUCAAAGCAUUUUUGCCCUUAAAGGAAUGGUCUCAGAUUUUUUUUCUUUUUAAUAUAAAUUGAAAAAGGGUAACCCUCUCUCAUUGGCUUUUGCUGUUGAUAGCCAAACAUUCAUUUAGGAUCAAGUCUCCCUCUGUCUCUUCAAAAAUAUAAGAGAGAACGUCCAUGCACCCAUUCCCCAAAUUAUAUGCUCUUUUCUCUCAGCAACAUCUAUUAAUCUGCAGGCAAAGCAGUGGCAAAAUUUUGUGCCAAGUAUCUUCACCAACAGGUGCUCAAGCAUGAAGCCUAUUUGGCUGGGGAUAUAGGAACUUCAGUUCAGAAAGCUUUUCUCAGGUUUUAUUUAUUUCUAU